AUGGCCCAAGUUCAGGACGCGUCCACAGUGCCAGUACCUGAUGUGAGCCCUGAGGAAGAGGCUUUGCUGUUUGGGUCUCAAGGACAACCGACAGCAUCUGCUGGAGGAGCGACCCUUUUGCGUCGCCUCCAGCAACUCCAACUCAAGCUCAUGCUUCGCCUACUGGAAGCCAAGUGGGUGGAGGACAAGCUGGAAAUGGCCUUGAUGCUAAGGCAGCAAAGUCAGGCCAACCAGCAGAACCAGCAGUUGAUGGCUGCCCUCAUGAGAAGAAUGGAUUUGGAAGAGAAGCGUCGAAAUGAGGCUGAAGAGAAGGCAGCGGAGACCGCACGUUUGGUUGCGGAGGCUGCAGCUAGAGCCAAGACGGAAGACCUGUUUGCAGCUGCACCGAGCACACCUUCUGUGCCGUUCGCAGGAGCUACCUCGUCUUCGAGCUCUGUUCGGAGCCCAUUGGUGCAGAAUCGGGCGGAGAAGCAUCCAUCUCUGCCGAUGCUAGAGCAUCAAGGCAUGAACAAGGGCAGGAUGCGAGAAGUCGAGACAUGGCAUGCCUACCUGGAGACACUGUCAUCGUGGCUUGCUCUUCAAGAUGAGUCUUUCGUUCGAGAGUUGCAACUCUGCGUCAAGCAAAAGAAUGAGAUCCUUCAGAAGGAUUUGGCGGAUGAUGUUGCUGCUCGAAGCGGAAAAGGCGGCAAAGACAAGGAGCAGAAGCCCGACAAGCCUGAUAAAGGCAAGGGCAAAGGCAAGAAGAAGAAGGCUAGAGCCCGGGCUAUGGGAGAACCAGAGUCCGAGGCAGAGUCCGAGUCUUCGAGGACCUCCACCGUGAUGGCGAUGAGGUUUGCCAAGCCUUCUGCUGUACGAGAAGUACUGAGCCAGCCUGAGCCUGAGAAGCCUAAGCCCGUAGAGGCAGUCCCUAGACCGGUCGCUGUAGGGCCGAAAGUCACUGUAGAUGAGAAGGUAGGCACCCUGACUGGAAGCACCUCGAAGGGAGAUGCGGCAUACGUCUGCGCUUCGCUGCAGGGAUCGGACAUGGAGAUCGACUCUCUUCCUGUUGACAAGGAACCCAGGAAAGACAUUACUGCAGGACCAAGCAUCCUGAAGAAGACUUCGAAAGAAGCGAAGAGUGAUGAGAAGCCUGGAAAGGACGAGAAGUCUAUCCGGAAGGUACUGAGCAUGUCGGAACCGCCAAUGGAGGUGGAGCAAGAUUCCCACAACUCUCCAGCGGAGAGUGCCGGGCAGGAGGUUGCGUUUUUGAAUGCACCAGUAGAGCCUGCACCAGCAGAGGCGGCGCCAGUCGAGACUGCGGAUGCAGAGGCUUCAGCUGCCCCCUUCAAUGUUUUCUCGAGGCCUCCGAGUCAAGUUGCAGUACCUUCGCCUACGGUGGCUGCAUCAGAGACAGGAGAGACAGAAGAGGAGGAAGCAUGGGGAAAAUGGAGGGCAAGCAAGGCCAGGCCUUCGCAGCCAUCAGACGAGCCGUCGCUGAUAGUGAAGUGGAGAAGCAUGCUGAGGGGACCGCGCUUCAGGUAUUUCAUGCAAGCGAUACGACAACAGCGAGAAGAUCUUAUUGCAUGUGGAUACCCUGUGCCGGCAAUUCCAGAGAACAACCUGGAACCUGCAGUUCCACUUAUGUCUAUUGGAGAUGGGAUCGUUUAUCCUUCCCGUCAGGGGACCAUCUUUGCGUCAUUGACAGAUGCUUUGAUGACCGACGGCUACCUCCUCGAGGUUGGGCAGAAGCUCCUUGGGCGGAUCCAACGUCCAGACCCAGAUGUGGGGCCGUGCCUGGGAACGGGUUGGUCCAAGAGGCUUCGCGAUCACGAUCCCGAUCCUCUGGAUGGAACGCCCUACAUCAGCGCGGAGGUUGCGUGGGCGCUGUGGCUGCCCGAGUUUCCGGAAGCCCCGGAUCAUGGAGGCAUCCUUCCGGUGAAGAGAAAGAGGGAUUUUUCCCAGCUCACCGACGAGUUGUUGGACGAGCAUACACAAGGAUAUACUCCCGAUCCAAGUCACCUACGCCACCAGAGUGGCGGGGACGUGGCUGCGCUGGGUUACAUCAAGCGUAUCCUCAAGGUCCUGACCGUUUACGAGGCCAUGCCGGAAGCGGAACGCAACCUUUUGGCUGGAAUGUACCCAGACGACGUCGAGCUCCAGCUCGAGUGGGUGCCAGGCUCAGCCAUCAGGCAUGGGUGGCGUGCGUUAAUGGGGGCAAUGGAUCAGCGCACCCGGCGCUAUAUCGAGUUCGAAGCAGAGGUCCGAAAAUGGGAGGACUUGCAGUCCGCUCGACCCAAGGUCAAGGCCAGAAGAACGGGUGCAGCUGCUUCCACAGAUACUGGAGGUGGAAUUGGAGCGAUGAACGAAGGCUCGGAGACUGGAGCCAUGAACGAAGGCUCGGAGACAGAGUCUGCCGAGUCAUCCUCGGCAAGUUCGUCGGACGAAUCGAUUCCAAUGGGGGAAGACAUGAUGCAGAGCCGGACCAGAGUUUUGGCGCUCAUCGAAGCGGAGAAAGCCUUGAAAGAUGUGGGCUCCUCUGCGCCGCCCCCACCGUCUCCUAUCCUUAUGGAGCCAUCGCCGGUUGCGACGGACGGGUACAAGUUCGAUCCAGCAUCUCUAGGAGCCCCUCUGGGGGACACUGCAGCUCCAUCAACACCGGUACCUCCUUCGCCUUCCGCAGUUUCAUUGGCCCCUUUGGAGUCAUUCAAGUUCUUGGAUGUCCCACCUGUUGCUUCUUCUGGUCCCUCGGACCACAGUGUGGAGCCUAUGGUGGUGGAAGAGGAGCGGGCCCCAGAAACUCCAGGACCCACGGCACCGGUUGGAGCUCCAAUUUCCGCAACGGAGAGUGUGCCGGAGACCCCUCCUCCAGGGGAAAUUCCAGGUCCCGGUUAUGUCCCGAAGGCAGCUCCUGGGGAAAUUCCAGGUGCUCUGUCGAAAGCCCAGGGGGCACCAGCGGGGGCUACACCGAAGGCCUGGUCUGUGGUUCCAACUUCCUCGCCUUUGACGGUUCCAGAAGCGCCAGUGGCUGUAGAGUCUUUGCCUGCAGUUCCAGAGCCAGCAACCGUACAGCGGAGGAAGGGCCUACCUCCGAGACCGCUACAUCAUCCGCAGCGGGUGCCCUUCCGCCUCCGGGCGGCUUGGGUCAAACAGCCGAAGAGAGGGAGUUUGUGCUUCCUUCCCCUUGCCAGAAGAAGUGAAGGAGAAGCAUUGGAUGUUUUCGCUUGCUUGGCGAUCUAUGUGAUAGCAAGUUUCGAGGAGUUGGUGACUACCCUCAACUUGUAUCCCGAAAGUACCGUUUACACCAUCGUCGUAAAGGAGUCCGAGUGCGAAUCAAGACUCGUUUCUGUUAUGUUCGAGUUGAUGUAG
Symbiodinium natans is the source of this 3345-nucleotide messenger RNA. Lineage: Eukaryota; Dinophyceae; Suessiales; Symbiodiniaceae. The record is from the annotation of a GenBank genome assembly.